GUAAAAGGCACAGUCUGAAACUCUCUGCGACACAGUCUGCCUUCCCGCCUUAGUGAUCAGGCGCCACGGACGACAUAUAACAACUUUCUCUGGGUUUUGUAACAUCGUCAUAUUGUGAAGAUGACUUCAAAAACAGCGGAGAGAGUAAACGGCAGUUUCAACAGUUUUGGGAGCACCUGGAAGCAGAAUACAAACUGUAGAACAUGUAAUUCACAACCAUUUGUGAAACCCGAGUUUUGCAUACACAAGAGCACAAAGUUGCAGGAGCGACUCAGGGAAAAAUUCUUUAGGUUAUUUCCCUGGGCAAAGGCUGGAAAAGAGCCAAAGGAAUUUUGCCUGGAUGAGUCGAGACUGAUCCUCACAGUACUUGCUGCUGAACUGGACAGAAUAAUGCAGACGGGAAAACACUCGCUGUCGGCCAAAAUAACAGAAGAGAGGUUUUGUUCAGAGGAGCGGCAAGCGUUCAUUCUACAGUGGGCUGAUGACGUGCGGUUAGCUAACACCCAAGAGACGGGUGGAGGAAUGUGCUGCCCAACCAACAGAUACCUGAUGGAGGAAAAGAUGAAAGAUGCCGAUCAGAUAACAGAUACAGAACAGAGGCUGACGGAGGCCAGAAUGGUGUUGAAUGCGUGGGCCUUGUCACUGAAAGACAGACAACAGGUUUCAGUUUGUCUCGAUGAGGAUGUGUGUGGGGUGCUGCAGGAUCUGCAGAAACAGUGGAAGAAAGGCAAACUGGCCAACAUGCUCCCUGUCAUGGACUUCAUCAUCUGGAACCUCCUUCAAGAUACACAAGAGUGUUCAGCUGCAGAGCAGUGGCACAGAAGUAGACAAUAUUUCAGAAGGCGAGUGGCUCAAACCUCCCUUCCAGAGUCAAUUUGGAAAUGGAUCAUAAAAGCAGCAGCUGACAUCAGACUGGAUCCCUCAACAGCCAACCCCAAUUUGGAGUUGUCUGCAGACAGGAAAUCGGUGAAAAUGUGCCAGAUCAUUGAGGCUAUCAAUAACCCUUUUGAUGGAUUCUGCAGAACAAAAAGUCAGUUUGAUAGCUGGUGGUGUGUACUCGGAGCAGAGGGGUAUGAUUCAGGGAGGCACUACUGGGAGGUUGAUGUCAGUGGGAAGACAGAAUGGAGGAUAGGAGUCAUGACAGGGUCCGCACCUCGAAAUGGUUUUUUAAACCUAAACACCACCAUAGGUUACUGGACUCUGCGUCUGCAGCUGGGGCAGCUCAUGGCCACCACGUCGCCGAUCACCAAGCUGAACAGACCUUCACCCAAUAGUCUGGGUGUAUUCCUAGACCUGGAGGAAGGACAAGUCUCUUUCUAUGAUGCAGGGAAAAGGUGUCACAUUUACACAUUUGACAUCAGCUAUGAUCACAAAGAGAAGAUUUUUCCUGUGUUUGGCACAAUUGAGACAGACAAAGAGUUAAAAAUAGUGAUUUAACUGUUGUACACUUCAUGUUGACAAGUCAUGUUGUCAGCAUCGGUUGUACAGUGUAGUUAUGCUUCUCCUCAAUAUAAUCUUCUUUGUAAUAUUUGUUGUGAGAUUUCUUUCUCUUCAGGAAUCUCAUUGGAUACAUUUUGAGUCCAUAGUGUUGCUUUCGAAACUCAAAACUAGUUGGGUGAGCAAUGAUGUGGAUCAUGUGAGCGCAAGUGUGAUUAUUAUUGUGAUCGUAGCACAAUGCCAACGUAUGAGGAGUAACAUGAGGACGUCUCUGUAGUGCGAUACAGCACAGCAAACAAUGAGGAGGUAUGCUGUCAGUAUCUGCUGAAUGCAAGUAUGUUUACUAUGAGGAAAAGAUAGCAAAACCAUACUCUGCAAGAAUGCCUGAGUAGAUGCAUGACUUUUAGCUAUGCAACCACAGACAUGGGUGGAAUCUGCCGAGACUAUAAUUAAGACCAGAACUGACUUCUUGUAAAGCGUCAAUAUUUCAUUUUCUCUUUGAUCUCUGACUACACUGAUGAAAACUGUUACGUGUUAUUGCUAAGUGUCUUCUGCACAUUAACAACUCAUGAAAAAUGAAGAAUUGAU
Molecule: messenger RNA, 2025 nt
Organism: Lampris incognitus (smalleye Pacific opah)
Lineage: Eukaryota; Metazoa; Chordata; Actinopteri; Lampriformes; Lampridae
Product: E3 ubiquitin-protein ligase TRIM39-like
Exons: 11
Coding region: 121-1437 (438 amino acids)
Molecular function (GO): protein binding
Source: RefSeq, a predicted model, not a curated record